Diabrotica virgifera virgifera (western corn rootworm) is the source of this 841-nucleotide messenger RNA. RefSeq names its product cytosolic Fe-S cluster assembly factor NUBP2 homolog (gene Nubp2). The coding region runs from base 1 to 825 and encodes 274 amino acids. Gene Ontology annotation, molecular function: ATP binding; ATP-dependent FeS chaperone activity; 4 iron, 4 sulfur cluster binding. Gene Ontology annotation, cellular component: cytosol. The transcript has 5 exons. Gene Ontology annotation, biological process: iron-sulfur cluster assembly. The record is from RefSeq and is a predicted model, not a curated record. Lineage: Eukaryota; Metazoa; Arthropoda; Insecta; Coleoptera; Chrysomelidae.
AUGACAGAUCAUUUAGUAGGUUAUGGUGGUUGUGGUUGUGUUGUGGUUGUUUUCAAAAUGUUAGAUAGUGUAAAACACGUAAUACUAGUCCUUUCUGGAAAAGGUGGAGUUGGGAAAUCAACAGUUAGUACCCAAUUAAGUCUAAUUUUAGCAGAAAAAGGCUACAAAGUUGGUUUAUUAGAUGUAGAUUUAUGCGGUCCAAGUGUUCCUUAUUUAUUGAAACUUGAAGGAAAAGAUGUUCAUCAAGCAAAUGAAGGAUGGAUUCCAGUGUUUUUUGACGAGAACCAAAACCUAGCCGUUAUGUCAAUAGGAUUCCUUCUAAAUGACAGAAAUAGUUCUGUAGUAUGGAGAGGUCCAAAGAAGACUGCGAUGGUCAAACAAUUUUUGACUGACGUCUGCUGGGGAGAUCUUGAUUAUUUGAUUAUUGAUACACCUCCAGGAACCUCAGAUGAACAUAUAACAGUAAUGGAGAGUUUGAAAACACUUAAAUGUGACGGUGCUAUUAUAGUAACUACUCCGCAGCAAGUCUCCAUUGAAGAUGUUAGAAAAGAAAUAACAUUUUGUAAAAAAACUGGAAUUCCGAUAUUAGGACUUAUUGAAAAUAUGAGUGGGUUCGUUUGUCCACAUUGUCAUGAUUGUACGAAUAUAUUCAGUAAAGGUGGAGGGGAAUCCCUAGCGGAACUUACGGAAAUUACAUUAUUGGGUACCCUGCCAAUCGAUCCAAAAGUUGGAGAGUUGCUCGGAAAAUGUUGCAUUAAAGAGUUUCCUGACUCACCAUUAUCUAUAGAAUUUAAUAAUAUUGUGAGCAAAAUUAUAAAUAAAUAAAUGUUAAUCGAUUUAU